AGCUAAAAUAUUGAUAAAAAAAAAUAAUAAAAAUUAUAAUAAUUGACGUUGAAACUGGCUACAAAUAUAUAUAAACAAAAAACAACGAAAUGUAUGUGCCUUCAUUAAAUUGUGUAUAAGUUAGUCGGUUUGAUGUUUAAAUGACAAAAAAACAUGCAAAUAUUUAAACUCAGCUCAAUAAAAACUCACCGAUAUACUAAAAUAAAGCACACUAGAACGAAACAAAAACAAUGAAAAUGAGAGCAAAUUAGUUGAAUAUAAAUUCUAUGUGUUUCAGUCACAUAUAAGUAGCACGAAAAACGGUUUAAGCCAAACAGGUUCAUUAGUUAGAAUAGCACUUGCUAUAAAUUACGGAGUCUGAGCGUGUUUACCUGCCUGCCUGUCGUCGGUCUCAAACUUGUUAACACACUACUUAACUGCAACGCUGUGAUAGCAAUAAAAAUACAAAAAUAAAAAAGCAACAAAGUCGUUAGAAAGUAAAAACAAAAGUGCAAUAAAUAAUUAAAAACAUUAACACUUGAGUAUACCAGAUUGAUUGCUUUGCAUUGCAUUGAAUUGUGGUGGAUUGAAGUGCGGCGAAGUGUUUAACAAAGCGUAACGAAAUGCAUAUGAAACGCUGGUGUACGUCGUCGCCCUCACUGCUGUGGCUGACUGUCAUCACCUUUGCCAUGCUGUACAACAACAUUGCAUGCAUUGAAAUUCCAACACGUUUUCGACACAAGCGCAGCGCUGACGCAGAGCACACAUCGGCGAGCGCCGAUACGAGUGCGCGUGUGCAGAAAAACAGCGCAAGUGAUGAGAAUCUUUUACCGUUCUACAAAGAGCUGGCCAAUGUGACAGAUUUAGAUGAAUUAAUAGAACGCUUCGUCGAUAAGGACACCCUUGAUCCCCAGCUAGGCUUUCAAGACAACUUCAGACGCAGCGUGGAGCGUGCUAAUUUACAACAGGCUAAGCCAGCUGCUUGCAUACCCGAGAACACCGUGGUACCGCUCAUACCACUGGAGCCCUCGAAAGAUCCAAAAAUCGACUACUUUCCCAAGUGUACGCGUGUGAAACGCUGUGGCGGUUGUUGCUCCUCCCAGCUGAUGUCGUGUCAACCCGUCGAGACGGAGACAAUCAACUUUCAGGUGGUGCCUUUUGAAGUGGCCACCGGCAAUCGCAUGCGUCUUUAUGGCAAGGAGAUUGUCGUCGUCGAACAGCAUACGAAAUGUAAAUGCGACUGUCGCAUUAAGGCGGAGGUAGGUAAUCGGGAUUGCAAGCAAUAUCAGAGAUAUCUGCCGGACCGGUGCACCUGUGAGUGUACAAAUGAUGAUGCGCGGCAGAAAUGUUACGAGCAAACACACAAGUUCUGGGAUGAAACGGAAUGCCGUUGUGUCUGUCGUGAUAGUCAAUCCUGCACGACCGGCACGAUAUUUGACGAGAGUCAAUGUGCCUGUAUCGAUAUCACUAACGAUGGCAGCAACAUUAAAAGUGCAAAUUCUAAUACGCCUACACUGCUUGAUCGCAGGCGUUUCAUAGUUAAGGCCAUACCCGUUGAGGUGAAACCGGAUGAUAGCACACGGUAUUCGGUCUGAAACAAAAAAGGAAAAGGAAAAAAAGAAUAAAAAAACAAGAAAGGAGAAAAUAAAGGAAAAAAACAAAGUAGGUAAAGGAAAUCAAAGAAAAAAUGGAAAAUAAGAAAAAAAAAUGGCAGAAAAAAACAAAAUUUGUCAGAGCCCAAUGAGUGCGAGGCGAUAGUAUGAAUUUAAUGCAUGUUUUAGUGUAGAAAAAGAUAAUUAAAAUAAUUAAAUUUUCAGUAUUUGUUAAUUGCAAGUUUUUUUAUGUUUAAAUUAUAUGAUAAUUGUCUGUAUGAUUUUACCAACUACUUACAUUUUUUCUAUGUACCAUAUGUUAAUAAUAUGUAUAGUAUUGUGCAAAACAUAUGCAACUGACACAUUUAUUUUUGUAAAAAAAAAAUUUCUUUUUAAAUUAAAUAAGGAUCAACCAAAAAAUUGUUAUAAUAAUUUAUGAAAAAAAAUACAGUUGAACUUCCCAUAACUCGAGCUCUUGAAUUGGCAAUAGAAGUCAAAUUUCAUCUCGAAGUCUCUUUAACUCGAAGUUUUUUUGUGUAUUAUGGUGAUUAAAGUAGCGAAGUUCAACUGUAUUUUCUUUAAUUACUCCUUAGAUUAUAUUUCUAAGGUAUUGGAUAUUGCAUUAUUGAUUAUUGACAUAGAAGAGCUGGCCACAAAUAUUUUUCACGCUAUAUUAAGUUAGAUUCCCACUAUUCCAUUGGCUUUUAGUCAUGCGUCUAAUUCAAUUAUUUAGAAAUGACUUUAAUUGUUCGCUGGAUAUUGGAAGGGAAUUACAAAAAUCGGUAGAACGAACUACAGCCGAGUGUAGAAAAAUAGUAGCAAAGUUUUAUAAAUCUUCUACUAAUUUUCCUAAUAUAACGGCAGAAGUAUAAACUGAUCUCUUCACUAAAUAAUGCUGAUCUAUACUUUACAGCGGACUGAUUUCUAUACAUAUAAAUACAAAUGAGUGUAAAUCUCGAGGAAGUCCGAAGAAGUAGUUUACAACAUCGGGAGAAAUUAUUGGAUCGGCUGGGUAUUUUCAGGCAGAUUAAGUCCUAGGUAAAAAUGUGUAUUCUCUGAUCUUCGAAGUUAGCCUCCAAAAUCGAAAUAUUUGGAUUCGAAGUUCGAAAAAAGGUCUUUCAAAAAAAGUAAUAUUAAUUACAGGAUAUAGCUACUAAAAAAUUUAAAUGUUGUUCUUAAUUCAAUUGUAAACUUUAUCAGGCUUAUAUGACAGAUGUUAAAAGGGAUCCAAUAUUUUUUUUUUAUUUUUUCGAAGAUCAAACUUUGAUCCUUCAAACAUUUCUAUUUAGGAGGCUAACUUCAAAAAUCGGAGAAUACCCAGAAAAUAGUCGAGUUUGUUGUUGUUGUAACUGUUACCCAAGCCUGCCUGAACCGGCAAUCCUAAAUUAAUUGUCAUCGAAGUCAUCUAACGUGAGGUUCAGGAAACGAGCUUUUUCGAUAGGGUCUGACCAGAUGGAAAGGGGUGUCAGAUAUGUGGGUUUAGGGGGCAUGCAAAGAGGUGGGUUAGUGUCAUGCGUGGACUCUUUGCAAGCUAGUCCAUUUUGUCGUAUAGUAUUAGUAAUUGGUUGACUCUCUUGUUAGUACUUCUAACUGUUGUAGGCCUAACAACCCGAUUUCUUUUUAUUUUAAAAAUACUAAACUGAGUCAUUUGUUUAAGUAUUUUUGACUAAAUUCCAACUAAUAGCACAUUAUUUAUGCAGCUAUAUAAUGAGUUGAACGUUCUUAUUUUCAAAAAUAUGUCAAUUUCAAUUAAACCUGCAUAUGUUGUGCACAAUACUGUAUAUGUAUAGCCAUAAAAUAUGUUUGGAACGUCACAACUAUUUAACUAAACGCAAAAGCUCUCAAAUAACUUUUAAAAAUAUUAUAUUAUAGUUAAUAAUUGAAUUCAUUAGUUUAAAAAAGUUAAUAAUGAAGCAGAUAGAAUUGUAUAAUAACGGCCGUUAACUUAUGUAUGUACUUAUAAAAUACCAAGAAAUUUAGUAAUUUAUGUAUUUAAAAAAAAAAAAGUAAAUAAAUAAACUAAAUUAUUUAUAAAAUAAAAAUAAAGAUUAUUUUCAUUUCAAUUUACCUUCAUACAUUUUACAGGAAGCUAUCCAUAGAAAUGAAUUAGCUCAAGAGCAUAAUUUUGUUACAAAAUAGUUGUAAAAAAUUGUUUGUAGUUGAUAUUAAACGCAUUUGAAACUGCUGUUGAUUUGAUAUUGUAAUUUGAACAAUUCGUAAACAUUCAUACAACUUGUAUAACCGCUAGAAAACGCUUUCAUACUCGUUUAUCGUUCGAAACAUCCAGCAUGUUGAUUGCUUUUUAAUAUAUUACGUUGUUUUUGUUGCACUAUUUUUUAUUAGCAUAACAGCUUGUAAGCGCUUCUACACUUUUUGCUUAAGAAUUCAGCAAUUUGUUUCCUCUCAACACAUUUAUUAUUCUUUUUCUAAAUACAAAAUCCAGUAUAUUAUCAUAAUUAAUACAUUACUAAUUGAAUGUAAGAUUAAAAUUUAAAACAAUUUGCGUUGAAAUGCGACAUUACAACAACUACUGACGCUUUUCAAAGCAAAAAGUCAUAGUGAUAAAUAUGUAAUUCAAUAAUAUAACUCAUUUCAAUGUUAUUGGCGUAUCAGACAGCCAAUUAAUUUAGUUAAUUAAUUUGCUAAUUAACUAAAUUAAGCUGCUAACUGAAAAGCAACUCUAAGUAUGUAUGUAUAAUUUAUUGUAAAUUAAGUUAACAUUUAAGAACCUAUUAGCAAAUAAAUGAGACCACUAUAUAAGUUGCGAAUGGCAGUGAAAAAAAACUGUAGAAAAUAUGCAAACGAAUAAAUUACUUUCAAAAUAUUAAGAUAUAUAAAUAGUUAUAUAAAUAUAGAGUAUAAAGAGCGCCCAAAAUAAUAAGUCGCUCGAAUGAUGCUUCAGACUUAAGUUAAUUAGUAUUAGAUAAUAAUUGAGUUUCCAAAAAGAUAUAUUGCUUUGCGGAGUGAGGACACUAAAAAUCAGUUUCGUGACUGAAACCGAUAGCGUAAACUCAUAAUGCAAAUAAUUAAUGAAAUGUAUUAAAUUAUUUAAAAUUAGAUACAAAAUAAAUUUCGUAUUUAAUUUAAUUUUUAAAUUUUCUGAACUUAGAAAAUUUAAAAUUUACGAAACUUAUGCAAUUUAAAGUAAAUUAUUUAAUUAAUUUACGAAAUUUAUGCAAUUUAAAGUAAAUUAUUUAAUUUCCAAUAAAUUAUUAUAAAUCUAAAAAUAAUUAAUUCUGCAAGUUAUUUCGAAAAUCCGAGAGAAAAAAAUGAAAUUUCGAAAUUUUUUUUAAACAUUUCAGUAAAUAUUGCAUUUUUGUAGAAUUUGUUUACAAACUUUCCAUAAACCCCACUCCUACAAGCAGUAUGUAUUUUUAGACAUUUUAAAGAACUCCGAAUGCGUCCAAAACAGUUGUAAUUACAAAUACAAGAACUUUAAAAAUUGCUUAAAGUUCCAUAAUUUUAGAUACAAAUAAAAAACAAGUGAGAAACAAAAAA
Zeugodacus cucurbitae (melon fly) is the source of this 5069-nucleotide messenger RNA. It is a transcript of the gene Pvf1, whose product is annotated as vascular endothelial growth factor A. Gene Ontology annotation, biological process: positive regulation of protein autophosphorylation; positive regulation of cell population proliferation. Gene Ontology annotation, cellular component: membrane. The record is from RefSeq and is a predicted model, not a curated record. Gene Ontology annotation, molecular function: growth factor activity; growth factor receptor binding. Lineage: Eukaryota; Metazoa; Arthropoda; Insecta; Diptera; Tephritidae. The transcript is spliced from 8 exons. Bases 603 to 1574 code for a protein of 323 amino acids.